GUACCCGACUAGAGAGAAAUAAUAUUUGCAUUUCGUGCAAGUUUUUUUACUUUGUUUAUCUUUUUUCUCGUCUUGUCAGUGUCGAUUUACUUUAUUGUUCGGCGAUCAGCGUCCAGAUCUCCGUCCUAGUGCCAAGAUUGAAAGACGUCACGAUCGAUCUCUUCCUUUUCUUUUUUGUUUGGGUACACUACACUGCAUCGCACCGCACCGACAACGCAUCAUACCUGUUUCUUCGACGGGUGAGAGUUGCUGGCUAUAUCUCUCGUGAAAUCGGCCUAUUAUAUAUACUUUACUCGGCGUGCGACUUCUCUGCGACGUUCGGUACUCGACUUGGUCGGUUUUAAGAUUUGGUGGAUCUGUGUGCAAUCACAGACAGAUAUACGCACAGUCGACGGGAUAAGCAGAGGGGAGUGAGCACAAUGGGGGCUGCCAAGCAGACUUCGUCAAAGUCGAGGUCGACUCAUAUACGGAAUUUCACGUUACUUCUGUUGACGAUACAAUAUGCUUCAACCGUUGUGUUGAUUCAUUAUUCUCGGGUAAUGCCCACCGUCGCGGGGAAACGAUACGUCACGUCGACCGCCGUCUUCUUGACCGAAGCCAUCAAACUCGCCAUUUCGUUGACAAUGGCUCUAUACGAAAUAUCCAAACGGGCCCCACCAUCGAUGCCCGCGACCUCGCUCUUUUCGAACCUAUCAAACACAAUCUUUUCAGGCGAUAGCUGGAAGCUGGCUCUUCCGGCAUUGUUGUAUACCGUCGCAAACUCGCUACAAUACGUGGCGUUGUCGAAUCUCGAUCCGGCGACUUAUCAGGUUACGUAUCAGGUUAAGCUGCUUUUUGCGGCUGUGUUUGGUCUGCUGGUUCUGCAGCGGUAUAUUCCCGCGCGGAAUUGGGGGUUGUUGCUUUUCCUGGCUGCGGGUGUGGUGCUACUACAUGCGCCGGGCCAUAGGUCGGAUCAACUGGUGGCUAGAGAUGAAUCCGUGCAGUUUCCGAGAUCGCUGGAGGAAUGGAAACAGAAAAAGGGAUACUCACCUAUGAAAUUUGUUAAACGAUCGGCGAGCUAUGAGGGAAUUGAGGAGGAUAUGUUACUUGAGCAUCCUCCUCUCGACGGUCGUGUAGGGUUGAUUGCCACUCUUUGCGCAUGUCUCGCCUCUUCAUUGGCUGCCGUGAGUUUCGAGAAGGUGAUUCGUGAUAGUGCUGCAAAGACGUCGCUGUGGGUGCGGAAUGUGCAGUUGGCGGUUCAAUCGGUAGUGCCUGCGUUCUUUAUUGGGGUGAUUUUCCUCGAUGGUGAAGUUAUCGCGAAGCAAGGGUUCUUUGCUGGUUAUAGUUGGAUUGUUUGGGUGAUUAUUUUCAUCCAGGCUAUUGGUGGUAUUGGCGCUGGUUAUGCUAUUGUAUAUGCAGAUCAGACUGCAAAGACGACUGCGACCGGCUUCAGCCUGGUUGUUGGGAUUUUGUCUAGUUUAUCUGUGUUUGAUUUGGAUUUGUCGGUCAACUUCUCCAUCGGCGCCAUAGUAGUCUUGAUUGCAACAUUCUUAUACGGCAGUUCUGCACCGUCCCCAUCUUCCCUGGCCCGAAUGAGGCCGCCUCCAAUCCGGAUUGAGAGCUACGAUGCCCCUGAGAAUCAGGACGGGCCCGGUGCAUCGCCUCCCAACGACUUUUCUAUCAAACUUCCAACCACGCCCUUAUUAUCUGCGGGACUCUCAACGUCCCGUCCUGCAUCUCCGAGUCAUCCUCGUGUGAAAUCGAACCAGAAUGGAUCGGGUUAUUUCCUCGAACCUGAUGAAUAGAGGAGUCAUGAAUAAAACGAAUGAAUGAACGAAUAGGAAGGGAAAAGAAAUUAUCAUAGCAUAUUUGCCGAUUUGCUUGCUUAUUUGCUUUAAAUAGAUGAAUGCUGCUGAAGCGAGUAUGUUUUAUUUGCUUGUACAUUAUGAAUAUAUCUGAUGUUCAUUUCUUUC
Talaromyces stipitatus ATCC 10500 is the source of this 1952-nucleotide messenger RNA. Its product is annotated as UDP-galactose transporter, putative. The coding region runs from base 420 to 1784 and encodes 454 amino acids. Gene Ontology annotation, biological process: pyrimidine nucleotide-sugar transmembrane transport. The transcript has 4 exons. The record is from RefSeq and is a predicted model, not a curated record. Gene Ontology annotation, cellular component: Golgi membrane. NCBI's taxonomy places the organism in Eukaryota, Fungi, Ascomycota, Eurotiomycetes, Eurotiales, Trichocomaceae. Gene Ontology annotation, molecular function: UDP-galactose transmembrane transporter activity.